AUUGUAGCUUUGAAGAUGUAAAUCUUGGGUGCUGGCUGCCUGACAGCCACUGUCCAAGUGGAAAGAGUGUUGACUAAAGGCUGGAAUUUUUCACUGUGAGAUUAAUCCAGCCUUAUGCCUUCCCAUCUCCCAGCUGCAGAGACUGUUCACUGCUGUCUCCUCAGCUGCUGACACAUGUGCUUUCCCUGGCCCUAUGGCUACAGGGUGGGGUUUGUUUUCAGCUUACAAAGAAUCCCUCGUCAUCUGGGUGUGGGGAGGGUUUUUCAUAAUGUCCUGGGAAAACCACCUCUGCUGCUCCUGGUGGCAUCACUAAAUGCUUGCCCUUGCCUAAAACAGCGGAAUAUCUUCCCACGAGCAAGGGAGAGUAGCAGAUUGCCUGCUUCAGGUAAAAUUUGGGGUACAGUAACUGAAAACUGUGAUAAAAAUCCUGAUGCUGAACAAAGAGAUGGAGAAAUUAGUUCUUACGUUGAGGGGGUUUUGUUUGCAGUGACAGUGGCAAUUUCUCAAAAUUUUAGGUGGGCUACAUAAUUGUUGGUUGCUUGUGUUCUCAGAGAUGGAGCAAUUCCCUGGGAGUCCCGUUUUUGCUGGGGACCUCAGUAAUUGCUGCCAUCAGCACAGACCUGUUCCUGUUAUCACACUCUGUGCUGACAAGCUGCUGGAUGCCAUCAGUGUUUUCAGCACCCUCUUGGCCAGCUCUUCUGUGAACAGUGUUUAGUGACACACUUAAAAUGAUGUCCCCUCCACCCCGCUUGCAGGACUGUCCAUGAAUGGGAAUGUGCCAAUAAUACCUCAACAACUGGGUAGUGUUGGCAAAACCUUCCAUGAACCAGGCUGUGGGCUUGGUUGUCCCAAAGCUUUGGGUGGGAUUCUGCUGUAGGGGAGCAGUUCCUGUUCCUGGAGCUGUCAAAAAGUCCUGGGCAAAGUGAUUCCUGGUGGGCUGGGAGGAGGUCCCUGGCUUGAGAGUUGUGAGGAGUCCCACAGAGUCACAGUGCUGUUCUACCGUGCUGAACUGACACACUCACCUUUCUGAGUGUCAGUUAUUGCACUUACUGUUAUGCUCAAGGUGCAUCUCACUGCCUGUGUGUGGAGAAAUUGAGAUGUUGUCUCCUGUGACGUGAGCGAAUGCUUGGGAAUGGCUGGAUUUGGGGCUUCAGCAAUCAACAUAACCUAAAAUAGCCCACUGGAGCUGCUGAGCUCUGACAUCAGUAAGAGAUUUGGUUUGCCAUGGUUUCCAGGCAUUUCUGGCCAUAUGGAUUUUGACUGGCUGUGACUUUGAGGAGGUGUGUUGAGAUUCCCUGGACUUCUGCAGUGGCAGGGAAGCAAGUUAAAAGCAUCCACAUAUGCCAUCCUCCAAGUUAUGUGGUAGUUCAUGAAAUAAAGUGAUGGUGAAGGGAGAAGGUAUUUCAUGCAGUGCAUCAUUAGCUGGUGGAACUUAUUUCUGCAGGAGAUUCUAGAAACUGCUAGCUUAGAGAAAAACUAAAAACAUCUCCCUAAUUAUGCCAAACUUGGAUGAUUAAUGCUAGUACCCUCAGUGCUCUUAGGAUUGACUGCAGUGGUGGGUGAUGGAGGAUUUGCCAUCAUUCCUUAUGUGUCUCCUCCCCAAGCAUCCCUUCCUCCCUGCAGUUAGCUGCUUUGCAGAGCAGCCAGAUAACAUCCCGUGUGGAGGAAGGAUAGGGGAGCAGCCUGUGACCUGGUGGCAAUGCCUAAUUCCUGUCUGCUUCAUAUUUGUGCCCUUAUUCCAUGUCUGUGCUGGAUAACCCUGAGCAAACCUUGCAGAAAGGGCAGUGUUAAAUGGAGGGGGACACAGGGACUGGUCACUGCUGUGGGAUAGGAAUUCUGUGGCACCCAGUUCCCUUCCCCUCUCUGCCUGUUACCCAUGGUCUGGCAUGUCCCAUGCCUCUCUCCUAGAGACACUCAGGGCUGCAGGGCCCAAACCAGCCCAGACACAAAGCUGUAGGGUGCAGUUGGCAGGACAGACACUGCAGUCUCAGAGCAGCAGAAUCGAUAUUUUGGGACUGCCACAGUGAGUGUUUAAAAGCAAGGAGGGAUAGGGCCUGCCUGCAAUAAAUGCCAUUCCUGAGAAAUACUUACUUGAAUGCAAAUCUCUACAUAUCUUCAGUUGUGUUUUCCCUCUCCUGUUGUGCUCUGACAUGCUAGCUGAUGGUGUUAGAGCUGAUCUGGGCACUGUGUGGUUGUGCUGCUUCACUGACCACCUGUGUGUGGGGUCGAGUCUAGCGAUUUCUCGUGCUGCUCCUGAGCUUUAUUUGCCACAUCUGGGUGAGAUGCUGCAGCCCAGGUUCCCUGCAUCAGGAUGAUGCUUCAGUGCAUCAGCAGAAAGGAUUGCUACUCUUGUUGUGUCAGCCCCUUUUCAGCACAGCUUGUCGCACUGUCUGAGGAGCUUUUAGCUGAUACAUGGUAGCUAAGCUGUGGUCCCUGUAGUUCUGAAGUGAUCCUAGUAUUUUCUGGAGCCCUGGGAGUGGUAGGUGCUGAGCUGCUGGGCAGGCUCUGUGAUGUGCUGUGUGCUCCAGUCUCUCCAGUCCUGCGUUCUCCUACCUGCCACUUGCUGCAGGAAAGUCCACGUGACCUGUUCCAAUGCCAGGGGCUGAUGGAAGUGCCUGCUCUCUCUAGAAAUCCUCUGUGGCACACAUGAUUCAGAGCUGAGCCCCUUGCUUCUGGCCCUCUGAAGAGAACUGGCUGCUCUGUGCAGAUGUGUAGGCAGGGUAUUUGCAGGGCUUCCUUGCCUUCUGUAGAGGCAGCAGCAGCAGUGUGGGUUCUCCGUGUUCCCUAUUGCCAUGUUCCAGUUACUCUGUGAACAGAAAUGUUUGAACCCCUCCAUCCUGGCAUCCCCACUGCUGCAGCCAGGGACCUGCUCCCUCCCCCUGUGCCUGCCAUGGCUCCGGCUGGGGUCAGAGCCCUCUGGAGCUGUGACUGAGGAGGUCCUCAAAGGAGGAGGAGGAGUGUGUAGCAAACAGGCUGCUGGCUAAUGCAGCAAGUCCUGGCUCUCACAACUUGGUGGCUCCUUAGCACUCUGGGACCCCAUUUCUGCAUUCUCUGCACAAAACCAGCAGGGAGAAAUGGUGUGGCCUUAAAACCCAGUUAGGGUUCUGUUGCCUGGAGCUUUCUACUCCUACAAAACCUGCCAUGAGAUCAGAAUUCCAGUGGCCCUUCUCCCAUGGCCUCUGCUUAGCAUCCUGUGCUGCAGGGUGCCUGUGUCUAGGGGUCUGGCUGGGGAAGGGCUGUGUGUGGCCACAGGGAUCAAGCUCCAAGCCUGCCUGGGUGGGCUCUCAGCUCCUCUGGCAGCCCUGGCUGUGCUAGAGGAACCAGACAGGAUCUGGCAACAAGAGGAAUCACGGGUGACUUUCUUGUGCCCACCUGGCAGGACAGUCCAGGUGCUGAUGGGGACUCCUGGUGCAGGGUCCUGAGCUGAGUAUACACCAGGAGUGUGUCUGAUCAGAGAUCCCAGGGCUCUGUGACCUUGGGCUCCCAUUAUCUUUGCAGCUUCACCUCUUCGGUGUGAAAAGCAUCAGCCCCUCAUUAGUGAGGGUUUUUGAGCACAUCCUGGGUCCCAGCACAGAGCAGAGGAGCACUGAACUGCUGGGCCAUCCCUUCAGCCCAGCCCCUCCGUGGAAGAAGUGUGUGCCAGCACUAAAUGGGCAGUGAGCUGGCAAGGCACUCUGUCCCUGGGGAUCAGCCCAGCACCCCCACUCCACCCAUCAGAGAUGCAGUUCUGCUCCUCUGGCACCGGGCUGAUGGCUUCUCUCUUCCCAGUCAGUGACUUCUUGUGGUGGAAUGAUUUGGCUUGGGGGUCUUGGUGGUUGUUAAUGAGUUAACCCCUGGGGCAGGGAGAGGCAGGGAGUGCUCCUUUUGGCUGCUGCCCUGUGCUGGCUGGGUUGGAGACCUGUCUGAGGCCCCAGGACAGAAGGACACUUGCUGGAUGUCUGGCUGGAGCAGGGUGGAGCUGCUUACCAUGGCUUCAACUCGCCUAAAAACCCCUGACAAUCGCUUUGGGGAGGGUGGAAAGAAAUCAGUGUCUCCUCUAACACACACAGCAGCCCCAGUGUCAGCUGCUGCAGCUGGGUUUGGGAGUGCCUGCGGCUGUCGUCCCCUGCAGCAUCUGCUGUGUCCCUGCUGACUCUGCAGCAGGCUGUGCUGAAAGGAGGGAUGGUCAGAUCUGUCAGGAGCCAGCAGUGUGAGGUACUCUAUUUUUAACCCCCAACAUUCUUGGGGCAUGUCUUCUGUUGCUUCGUGCCUCUAAAUUUGUGACCUUCUACAAGUGGCUUGUUUUUUUUGAAAAAAAAGCAACCUGCCUUGCCUUCCCAGUGUAAUAGUUCUCAGUGUAUCAGUGCUUAUUAUGAUUUCUGUCCCCAGGAAUUCCAAAUUGGAGAAUUUCCAUGAUGCUUGAACUUCUGGUACAGUGAAAAAGCCAAAGUCCCUCAUGUGAAGAGUUCACAACCCUCAGCCCUUCUUUCUCUGGUUAAAUGUUUCCUCCAAUGUACAGGGACUGGGUCUGUGGUUAGAACUGGCUGCUGGGGCUUAUGCAGCCCUGAGUGCCCCUGUGCCUGCCCCAGGCAUCCCUGGACACCCAGUGUGGUGGCUCUGAGGUGCCCAGGGCUGCAUCUCAGUCACAGCUGAUCAGAGAACACAAAUGGUUGUACAGAACAUUUUUCUGCUGCGUUUCUGGAUGAGAACUCUACUGUUAGUCUACAAACACACAGCUGAUGUUCAGGAGGAGCCUUUGCUUCUGCAUUUGCUGCUGACUGCAACAUGUGAGAGACGCUCCCUUGAGUUUGAGGUCCUUUUUCCGCAGAUAUGUCCAGUUCCUUCAUUUCAGGGAUACGCAGGAAUAUGCUGUACUUGGCAGUGGUCAGACAAGAGCAGGGCUGUCCCUUUUUCUCUAACACCAAAUACUAGAUGGAUACAUGGGUGAUAAAAUACUGUCCUGCCAGCAGAGUCUUUGGGGUGUACCGGAGUGCUGUGGCCAGGGUGUGCUGGACCUGAACAGGAGCGAUGGGUAACAAAUCUCUCACAACUGUGUGUGCUCACUGUACCAGCACUUGAAAGUGUCUCCCAGCUGGGCAGCAAAGACCUAUUGGCACAGGUCUGUUAAUGCUGUGACAGCCUCUCUGGCUGCUCAGGGAGGGCUUUGAGGAGGGCUUAAGACUAAGAACUGAUUUCUUUGUGUAACAAAAUGCUGAUAUGCAGUCUGUGCCAAUGGGGAGCUGCAGUGUGGGGCUGGAUGGAGGCUGCUCCCAGAGGAGCCUCUGUGGGAACAGUGCUACUCAGGAAAAGCAUCUCCCCUCUUUGUGCGUAUCCAGCAAGUGAAUUGGUGCUGUUCAGGGGGAAAUAGCCACUUCCCAUGGUUCAGGAAAAGUGACUGGGUGUCAUUCUGAGUGAGGGCAGCUCAUCUAUAGUGCUGGUGGGAAUAGGUGCAGUGGUUGGAGUGACCCUCCUGCCUUGGAGUGCCAGAAUGUGACCCCAGCCUGCUGCCCCUCACCUCUCCUUGGUCCCUGCUGCAGACCCUCCUGCCCUUUGCUGUGCUCCCUGACAGUGCUGGCAUGCUCCUGCUUCUGCCUAGAGCCCCUCUGUGUGUGUCCUGUGUCACAGAGCCCAGGGCCUGAGUGUCUGUCCUGUAUGGUGGGAGAAGUGACAAGCCUGCAGUGGUCCCCUUGUCCCAGCUGCCAUUUCAGCUGUGCCCAAGCACUGCUGCUCUGCCUGAACCAUACUGGGGCGGAAAGCUGAGGAUGGAGAAUUUGAAAUUCUCCUCUGACCUCCUUCAGAAGUACUCAGGGUGAUUUGGGUGUCUGGGCUGGGUUUAUGCUGGGCUGUCACAACAGGUGAGAGGACUCUUCCUGGUGCUGCUGCCUGGGAGGAGCUCCUGGGGAAUUCUGUGUCCUCUGACUCACAAGCACAGCCUGGCUUGUUUAGGGGCUCUGUGACAAGCAGAAUCACCUGGUGAAGCACUCAUUAUGUUCCUUGGGAUUAUCUGAGAGUUUCAGGGCUCUUCUGGGCUGGGCACUCUGCAGGGCUCCCUGGGUACUACCAUGGAGGUGGCAAACGGUUUGGACUGUGCCCUGGGGAGCUGCUUGUGCCAGGAUGCUGCUGCUGUUGGGGUCGCCCUGCAGCUGGGAGUGAGGACUGGCAGGAGAGCCCACAGCCCUUUCCUGGCGCCCUUCCCUGCCUCCCACAGCCCUGCCAUGCGUGUCUCUUACCUCUGUGUAGUGUCAAGGUGAGAUUUUUAGUUUUUCAAACAUCACUGUUACUGAGAUUUACAAAGGGAAAAUACUGAGAUUGGAGAUAUUUAUAGCAUUUCCAUGAACUACCUCUCUGAACAAAUGCAGUCACUUGACUUCACUUUCUGGAAGUUGUUUUGUUUAAUUACUAUAAAACUUCUUUUAAAUCUACAGCACUCUAAAGACAGUCAUUCUGUUAGAGCAAGAGGUGGCAUCUUCACAGGCAUUUCCCAUCGUGUCUAGAUGGAAAUAUAUGGGAACCAUAUGACUUUUCACAUGUGCACAUAGUGAUAGGACAAGCAGGAAUUGUUUUAAAGAGGUGAGAUUUCGAUUAGCUAUUAGGAAAAAAAUCAUCCCUAUGAGGGUGAGGAGGCUUUGACGCAGGUUGCCUAGAGAAGCUGUGGCUGCCCCAUCCCUGGUAGUGUCCAAGGGCAGGUUGGAUGGGGCUUGGAGCAGCCUGGUCUGGUAGAAGGUGUCCCUGCCCAUGGCAGGGGUAGGAAAAAGAUGAGCUUUUAGGUCCCUCCAACCCAAGCCUCUAUGAUUUCUGACUUGUAUGAUUUUCCUGUUGACCAACAAAAUUUCGAUAGGUUUCUCAGCAAUGCCUCUUAACUGGUGCAAGUAUCUUGACCUUCAGUGUGCAGAAGGAGAAAAAUGAAGUUGGAAGUGAUUAUUGUGAACCAUAAAAUCGAUGUGUCCAUAUUGUCUUUGGUAUGAAUUGUCACUGAGGCUCAUUUUCUCUUGGACUCUCUACAAAUAAAACGUCCUGCAUUUCAUUACAGCUCCAACCUUGGAGUGUUCCUCAAGCUGAUGAAAAUCAGAGGUCAGGUUGCUUGGAAUGCAGCUGUUACAGUUCCCUUUGCUAUUGGAAGCUGCGUCCCAAAGCAGCUCCUUCUGGUCCUGUGGCAAAGGCCAGCCCAAAGCCCUGCAGCUGGAAUCUCCAAGGGGAUAAUGCCAGUGAUGCCAUUUGCUGCAAGAUUAUUCUGUGGUUGUUUUAUUUAAAAGGCAAAUGAGCUUGCCUUGUAGGAGAGAUUAUUUCAGAACAUUCCGCUUUUAUGUGUGAGGAAAUGAGGUUGUUCCUCCAGUCCUCCCUGUGGGGAAAGGGGGAUGCAUGGAGCAGGACUGGGAUAUCAGCCAACCCUGAUGUUUGAGGGCAAGGGGACUUGCCUCCACAGCUGACUGUGGCUGAGGGCCUUUGAGGUGAUUUAACAAAAAUAAGGAUGGUUUGAGUAGGUCUCUGAGGUUCCUGGAAUGAUUGGAAAUGUCACCAGGCUAUAUUGAAUCAGCAAUAGCAAUGGACCACUGGCUCUUGAGGCCAGACACACUUGAGGGCAAUUCUCAGACUUGAGAAUUGUCCUCAAUUCUGACCCCAAAUACCUUGGCUGUGAUCCUCAGGUACUGAGCAAGUACCAGCCUGGUGGGGUGGGAACAGGGGCUGGAUUUCAUAUUCUCUUGUUGCUCUACUUUUAGUAGAGUGCUUCCAAAAAGCAAACACCUUUGGAAGGAGAGGGAGAGGAUCUCAGCAUGCCCAGCUAGUUUUAGAGGGCCCAGAGGGCUCUCUGGUAUAAGGUUCUGUGGCCAGCUCCUCUAUUCAGGGCUGCAUCCUUGGGGAUUGCCCAGGCCCCUGAGGGCAGGUGCAAGGUGCUAAUUUGGAAACAUGCUGCUUUCUAAAAAUAAUUACAGAAGAAAGACUAUAAACAAACAUCCUCCCUCCCAAAAUCAAUCAUCCACAGCAUACUGUGAGUUCCAACUGCUUGCUGAAAUAAGCUUUGGAAGAACCUGUGAGCAGGAAGAGGCUAGUGCUGCAAAACUGGAAACUUAAGCACGAGUUCUAUGUUCUCCUGUUGUUCCACACCUUUUUUUAUUCUGCAAACUGAGCUGAUGGUCCUGCAGAGUGAGGUCCUGCUCCAGUGCCCGCAGGAAUUGUAGUUUCCCGUUGCAGCACAAGCUGAUCUUAAGAUGUAAAAGGCUGUACCUCAACAAGUCCAGAGUAGAUCCAUGCCUGCUGAGCUGUAGCCCUUUGGAGGGGUAAGUCAGCGACUGGAAUGCUCCCGACUGGUGGGAUUGGCCUCAGAGCCAGGAGGGAAUGCUGCCUGCUUCUCGUAUGGAAACACUGGGAUGUUCUUGUCUUCCUCAAGAUUUGUCUCCUCCUACAGAUGCAGGAAGCACUGAACCUUAGUUCAGCGUUGUGCUGAGGGCCAAGGACAGACUGUUCUGGGUGGGCUUGCUCUGACUUCAGCUUUUGAAGCCCAUUCUAAGAAGGUUCAUCAUGCCUAGUGGCAUAUAAAAAGACUCCACCUCCCGUCCCACCUCGGACCACAUCCAAGCCGUUCAUCUCUGUCACUGUGCAGAGCAGCACUGAGUCAGCGCAGGACACCUACCUGGACAGCCAGGACCACAAGAGUGAGGUCACCAGCCAGUCAGGGCUCAGCAAUUCCUCAGACAGCUUGGACAGCACCAGGACACCCAGCGUGACCAGGGGCAGCGUCGUGACUCCGGCCAGAGACACUCCAGAGUUACCUCAGAAAAAUGCAACUUUGAAAAGUGACAAAGGGACUCUAACUAACGAAGAGCCUAAAGUGGAGAAUAUCCCCAAAAGAAAGCUAUCAUCAAUAGGAAUACAAGUUGACUGCCUUCAGCCAGUGGCAAAAGAGGAGCCUCCUCCACCAGUCACCAAAUUCCAGUCCAUCGGGGUACAGGUAGAGGACGAGUGGCGAAACAGCCACUCUCGCAGCAUGUCCUCCAAACAGGACACAGACUCUGACACGCAGGAGCCCAAUAACUCCAGCUGUAAAUCAUCUGAGAGAAGCCUCGCUGAGUGCCCCCAGCACAACAACUCUGUUGGUGUUGAUGCCUCCACCAGGCAACCAGCCAAGCCCUCACAGAUUAAGAGAAACCUCUCCUAUGGAGAAAACAACGACCCGGCCCUGGAGCCUUCCUCUCUCCCACCUCCUGACCCCUGGCUUGAGAGCUCCUCCACGUCGCUGUCGGAGCCAGCGCAGCCAGGGCCCUGCCGCCGGGACGGAUUCUGGUUCCUGAAGCUGCUGCAGGCAGAGACCGAGCGCCUGGAGGGCUGGUGCCGCCAGAUGGACCAGGAGACCAAAGAGAACAAUCUCUCUGAGGAAGUCUUAGGAAAAGUCCUGAGUGCAGUGGGCAGUGCACAGUUACUAAUGUCACAGAAGUUCCAGCAAUUCCACGGCCUCUGUGAACAAAACUUGAACCCUAAUGCCAAUCCCAGACCCACAGCCCAGGACUUGGCUGGAUUUUGGGAUCUCCUCCAGCUGUCCAUUGAAGACAUCAGCAUGAAGUUUGACGAGCUGUACCAUCUCAAAGCUAAUAGCUGGCAAUUGGCAGAGACACCGGAGAAAAAGGAAGAGAAGAAACCACCCCCUCCAGUGCCAAAGAAGCCGGCCAAGUCCAAAUCGCAGCUGAGCCGGGACAAAGGCUCUGACUCAGACAAGCAGCGGCAGGAGGCGCGGAAGCGGCUGAUGGCGGCCAAGCGCGCAGCGUCCGUGAGGCAGAACUCGGCCACCGAGAGCGCUGACAGCAUCGAGAUCUAUGUUCCCGAGGCCCAGACCCGCCUCUGAGCCUGGCCACGGCCAGCCCGCAGCUUUUAUAAGUCAUUAAAUGGAAAAAAAAAAGGUUCUCUGGAAACUAGUGUGAUUUAUUCAGUCUAGAGACAAUGAGCCAUCCUUGAAAAGGGCUCCUGAGUUGGCUUUUUUCUCUCUCAGCUUUAAGUAAUGAAGAUUUUAGCAAAAAAAAAAAAAAACAAACAAAAAAAUUAAAAAAAAAAAUCAAAAAUGCCCCUUGUUUUCUCCCCAGCUGUGGUAUUGCUGAAUGGACUGGACAGACUCCUGGGAACUCCAGCCCCUCGACUUGGAACUUCAGUCUUUUUACUUGUUCUAUUUCAUGAGAAUUAUUAGCUUGUUUACAAGAAGAGGACAAGAAAACACGAAGCCUUGAGCACUUGCCAUGCUGUGUUCUUCCUCCUCCUGAGAUCUGUUCUGCCCUUCUCAUCCUUUAUUUUUCCCUCCUCCUGCUCCUGUUCCUCCACCCUUUGCAUGGUUUCGGUUCCUGUGUCCAGAUCCCACUGUCCCCGCAGACAGCACCCAUGGUGUGUCAUUCCUGCUGCCCAUCUCCUGCAGCCAGCAGCCUCCUGACCUUGGUGUUCUUGGGAUGGGGAUGUCGGGGUGUGGCAGGACAGGCACAGGGGGCCGUAUCCUCACUUUGUUGGAAGGAGAGGAUGCUGGGGCUGUGGAAUGUGGGGUUGAAAUGCAUCCCAGAAGCAGAAUGUGCAAUAAAUCUGGAGCGGGGGAUCCCGAGAGCUGGGAUCUCCAGGCACAGGAGCAGAGCUGAAGGACCACAGAGCACGAGGCACAUCACUUUGAUUUCCCUCCUGUUCCCGUUCCCACACAGUUUUCCUUGGCUGGCCAGUGGAGACAGGAGCUACAGCAGCGGGGCUGUGGGGUUGGUGUGCCCAGGAGGAGGGGGUGUACAUAUGCACAUAUACACUUAGUAGUACCUGUAUAGUAAUUCCUACACACGGAUCCUGCCCACGCUGCCACGGGGGUGGGCAGAUGUAUAGCAUAUAUUUUUACAUGUACUAUAUCUUGAUGUGUGUCCAAGUGUGUGUAAAAAUAUAUACCCUGUGUGUAAGCAGAUGACUAUUUUUUCCUUAUCUCCCUGCUCUCUGGGUAGAGGAAGGAUUGCUAAAUAUUUUUUAGCCCAUUUUUUUUCCCCUUUGUAGGUCUCCUUUCUGGUCUGGCUCCUCAGAGCCAGAGCUGCCACCCCCUUAUUCUUUGCCCCCCUCUCACACUGAAGGUUUUUGUCCCAUCCUGAGGGAUCUUGCUGGGGAUUUUUUAAAUUUUUUUUUCCUCUUCACGUUUGAACAAGUUGGGAGAUUGUGUGCUACUGUCAUGGGGGUGGAGGGGGAAUCCCAGUGGUUUCAGUGAGAGUUGGUGAUCCAGAAGGCAAAAAAUAAAUAAAAGUGAAAUCCUG
Catharus ustulatus (Swainson's thrush) is the source of this 11225-nucleotide messenger RNA. RefSeq names its product DLG associated protein 4 (gene DLGAP4). The record is from RefSeq and is a predicted model, not a curated record. Lineage: Eukaryota; Metazoa; Chordata; Aves; Passeriformes; Turdidae. Gene Ontology annotation, cellular component: postsynaptic specialization; glutamatergic synapse. Bases 8963 to 9814 code for a protein of 283 amino acids. Gene Ontology annotation, biological process: signaling. The transcript is spliced from 7 exons. Gene Ontology annotation, molecular function: molecular adaptor activity.